Cherax quadricarinatus is the source of this 811-nucleotide messenger RNA. NCBI's taxonomy places the organism in Eukaryota, Metazoa, Arthropoda, Malacostraca, Decapoda, Parastacidae. The record is from RefSeq and is a predicted model, not a curated record.
CACUAUCAACAACAGUUAUCAACGGUUAACUGCUGUCAGUGGCCCUAUAAACCCCAACAACAACAAUUACUUGCUUGUAUAAUAAGUAAGAUCAUUCAGGCACAGUAUGGCAUCCUUAAAGAUAUGGAGAGCAAUUGAGGAGUCUCCUUGGGGAGCAUUACCAAGCAUGGGUCCCCAAUGGAUGAUUAAGUCAUGUACAAACAACCAAGGAUACUUGGCAAUGGUGACAGAUGGAUGUGGACUCUGGGGUGAGAAGAGGAAUGCUAAGUACAUCUUGGAGCAGGCAGAGGUUUGGUCUCCAUGUUUAGAGAGUGGCAGUAAGGAGAUAUCAGAUCUGGCAUUAGCAGAGUUGACCAAACCAAGUGUCAAAGCAGUGUGGACUGACAAUAGGGAGAGUGUAACCCUUAGUAUUUCUUCCGAACUACAUGGCUUUUCAUACAGAUGGGAGUUUGAACUGAAACGUCUUUCGGAUGAGUUGGUUAGUUGUAUGAUAUGUGAUCCAAUUCACUCCAAAACCACCAAGAAUAAAGACAACCUAAUCGAGUCUUCAGCUGAGGUAGUGUUAGUUAAUGGAGCCUGGGCAGUGCUACAGGAUCAUCUUACUCAUUAUCCACAAAUUAUGAGUCAUCUUACUAAAAUGAGAACGCAAGCAUCCGAGAAAGUUACGAAUGUAUCGGCACUAAGUAGUGAGAAGAAUUUACUUGUUGCAUCCAACAAGAGAAAUCAAAAUAGCAGCAGGACACUGGAGUCAGAAACACAGGCAAGAAAAGGAAGUAAAAGGGGAAGCUUAAAGAACAGAGUGAGAACGUAA